GCCAAGUUAUUGCCCGUGCGAACCCUAGCACAUACACUUUCUGCUGUUCUGCCUCCGCGGCAGUGGUGAGAGACUGUUGGGUCUUGCGCGCAGGAACGUUUUGGAGACAGCUCGUGUUGGCCUCAUAUGGCAUCACCAUCCACAUAGCUGCGACAAACGGAACUGUAAAGAUAACGAUAAUUGCAUAGCCAUUAGAUCACCAACACAGAAGAGGAUACACCUAACUCGGGACUGGAUUUUAGCGACCAUUUCCCCCCUAAUGUGUGAUUAGCGAGCAACUCUUCGCCCAGAACGAACAGAAACAAUGGGAGCGUUUGGAGUGGUGCUGAGUAUUUUACAUUUUGUGGGACUCUACGUCCAACUUAGCGCUGCUUCUAACCCCGGUGGUGAUGCUGAAGUGGACAACCACAUCUCUGGCAACGCUCUGUUCACGGAGGUGCCCCAUGACAUCGUGACGGAGAGCGGCCAGGAUGUGGAGAUGGCCUGCUCUUUCAGGGGAGCCGGCUCACCCUCCGUCUCCCUGGAGAUACAGUGGUGGUAUAUCCGCAAUCACAAGGAGUGGACGGAGAAAGCUGCCUGGACCAGCAAUCAGGUGGUGCCCUUGGAGGAAAUGGUGAAGGAUGCCACCAAAAUCAGUGUGGUUAAGGUAGCUGGCAGCAACAUCUCCCACAAGCUGCGACUCUCCAAAGUGAAGAUGACGGACGAAGGAACCUACGAGUGUCGCGUGAUUGACUUCAGCGACAGCCACAUCCAGCACCACCGUGUCCGCGCCUACCUCCAAGUUCAACCCCCCGGGGAGAGGAAGGCCCACACCCCCCGCGACAAGCAGCAGCACGAGGGGGACGACCAGCUGCAUCAGGAGGACCAACACCCACACCCGCACAUGCACCCGGGCAACCAGCAGCAGCUCCAGGGGGACCAUCAGCCCCACAAAGAGAGCCACCACGCCCACGCCGGCGAGCAGAAGCUGCACCAUGGCGACCAGAAGCUGCACCAUGGCGACCAGCUCCACCAGGAAGACCAGCGGCUCCACGCCGGCAGCCAUCACAAGAAAGAGGAGGAGUCCAGGAAGCGGCCAGCGCACAACCACCAAUCAGAGGGCAAGGAGAUGAAAAGACGCUCUGUGGAAGGAGCCAGUGAUUGCACUACUGAUGGAUGUGGACAUUAGAGAUCUGUAGAGGGCUGCGCCUGGAGAGAGAGAGAGAGAGAGAGAGAGAGAGAGAGAGAGAGAGAGAAAGAGAGGGAGAGAGAAAGAGAGGGGGAAAGGAAAGGAGCUGGGAAGUGUCGAGCGGAGAGAGCAAAAGAGAAGAAUGAGGUUAGGGAUGGAUGGAUAGAAGGGAAGAUGAAGACGUAGUGCAUGUACAAAAAUCGCCAUCUGAAUGUCCAUCAUUUAUAUCUGGACAAACAUGGACAAAUUUUACUGUUCUGUUCCAUCAUCAGUUGAUUUGUUUGUUUACAGGAUCAAUGUACUAAACACUGUAAACUGUCAAUCAAUCCUGUGUUUGUCUGCAUACACCAUGUUUUGGCCAUAACUCUCUUGCCUUGUGUAAGCACUGGAGCCUGUUUAAAUAUCUGACUCUAUUUUAACCCAUCUUUUAGGUCAACUUCCUGCUUUCUGUGUAUUACCUGACUCUGAGGUCAGGGUCAGGUUUGACAUAAAUGUAUGUGUGUGUGUGUGUGUGUGUGUGUGUGUGUGUGUGUGUGUGUGUGUGUGUGUGUGUGUGUGUUUG
This is a messenger RNA of Clupea harengus (Atlantic herring), 1730 nucleotides long. It is a transcript of the gene vstm2lb, whose product is annotated as V-set and transmembrane domain containing 2 like b. Gene Ontology annotation, cellular component: membrane. The record is from RefSeq and is a predicted model, not a curated record. Lineage: Eukaryota; Metazoa; Chordata; Actinopteri; Clupeiformes; Clupeidae.